AUGGAUUUUUAUCGACGUUUUCUUGCUUUACCUUUAACUGAACGACGUCAUUCAAUUGGACCAGCAUUAAGUGGAAAACGUGUUAAUCCCCCACCGCCGGUCAUUUCGAUCACACGAUCGUCAUCAUCGUCGGAAUUUUUAGCUGCUACAAUUCGACCAUUUCUUAUCGAACGAGAUAAGAAAAUCGCAUCAAAAACAUUUCCAAAAUCUCGUACCUCUGUUUCCUCAUCAACAACCCGUUCCUUUCCAUUUCGAUGUUGUGGUGCGAGAAAACAUUCAUCUCAAAUACCAUCUGUCGAACAAACUCCUACGGAUGUUCAUGUAUAUCGAAAAAGUUCGACACCGAGUAUUCCAUUACAGUCCCCUUCAUCUACCCUGAUUCAAAAUCAUCAAAAGACAAAGACAAAUACGACAGUAACAUCAAUAACAACAUCAGUAGCAGCAGCAGCACCGAUAACAAAAUCAAUAAGCCCGACGAAAAAAGAUCGUCGACGUGGUGGAAUGGCAUCGACUUGUACGUCAUGCGUUUCAUCAAAUCAUAGUCGACGACGAAGUUCACAACUUGAUGAUGUUACUCCAAUCCCUGCUCAUUCUUCCCCAAAUCCUUCGUCUCAAACGCCACCUUUGCUCAUUCGUCUUGGACAAAUUAUAUUAAGACGACGAAUAGCUACGAAUACUAAUCAUAACAGGAAUAUUAUAGCCAAUAACAAAACCAGGUAA
Messenger RNA from Adineta steineri, 720 nucleotides. The record is from the annotation of a GenBank genome assembly. NCBI's taxonomy places the organism in Eukaryota, Metazoa, Rotifera, Eurotatoria, Adinetida, Adinetidae.